Molecule: messenger RNA, 1248 nt
Organism: Naumovozyma dairenensis CBS 421
Lineage: Eukaryota; Fungi; Ascomycota; Saccharomycetes; Saccharomycetales; Saccharomycetaceae
Product: FAD-dependent oxidoreductase
Exons: 1
Coding region: 1-1248 (415 amino acids)
Molecular function (GO): FAD binding; D-amino-acid oxidase activity
Source: RefSeq, a predicted model, not a curated record
AUGACUAAUAACGCAGUAAACAACUAUAGAUAUGAUAAUAUGAAAAAUCUUGAUGCAUUCGAAGAUAACGUUUGUAUCGUAGGUGCCGGUGUCAUUGGUUUAACAAUUGGAUAUCAAUUACUAUCAAAAUUGUCAGAAACAACUACCAAUGACAAAAACAAAAAGAAGUUUAAGUUGAAGCAAUUGACUAUUAUUGCUAGUAAUUUCCCGAAGGACUCACCAAUAUCUCAUCAUUACACAUCACCAUGGGCUGGUGCACAUUUCAGACCAUUCCCACAUAGACCUGAAACUUUCCAACAAGAUCAACGAGAAUCCAAUUACACAAGAAUUACAUAUGGGUUUUUCCAAGAACUAGUUAAAAAUCAUCCUGAAUCAACAAUUGAAUUUAUGAAAGGGGUUGAUUGGUUAGAAAACCCACCAUUAGAAUAUUCUAAGUUCGGUCCCGGUUAUUGUAACACACCAACUUCCAAAUUAGAAUUCAAGCCUAUCCCAAAGGAUCAAUUACCAAGAGGGGUUACCUUUGGUGCGGAGUAUUUAACCUAUUGUUUAAAUGCACCAAAAUAUCUUUUGUUCUUACAAAAUCAAAUGGAAUCAAUAGCGAAGAAGUUAGGUAUUAAGAUAGAAUGGAUCCGUCCUGAUGAUCCAUUAAAGUCUUUAAAGGAAUUAAGAGAGAAAUAUUUAUUGCCUAUGUCCCUUGACACAAAUGUCAUAUUCAAUGCUACCGGUCAAGGGCUUCAAUAUAUCAAUGACUGCAACUCGACAAUAAUGUAUGAUCCAAAAUCCUAUCCAAUAAGGGGUCAAACAUUAUUAUUGAACGUUCCAAAUCCCAAUCAUAUAAAAUUUGCAAAAAAGACUAUAACCCAUCAAAGUGCAGAUGGAUUAUGGACAUUCGUUAUUAAGAGACCAAGUAAUGAUCCAGAAAUGGAAGCGCCACAAUAUAUUCUUGGUGGUACAAAACAACCAAAUGUUAAUGAUGUUGAUAUUAGCGAGGGUGAUACAAAGGCUUUACUGGAAAGAGCUAGAGUAUUGUUUCCUGAAUUACUAUUUCCCAAUGAUGAAUUUGACAUUGUCAAGGUUAAUGUUGGUUUAAGACCAGCAAGAGAAGGUGGGAGUAGGAUUGUAUUGGAGACUAUCCCUACCCAUGAUGGCAGUUCAAAUUUGAAGAUUUGUCAUGCAUAUGGUUUAGGAGGGAUGGGAUACGAGACAUCCAUAGGUGUUGCCAGGCAUGCCCUCAGUCUCAUCAGUUAG